Molecule: messenger RNA, 1625 nt
Organism: Diospyros lotus (date-plum)
Lineage: Eukaryota; Viridiplantae; Streptophyta; Magnoliopsida; Ericales; Ebenaceae
Product: protein SHORT-ROOT-like
Exons: 1
Coding region: 114-1415 (433 amino acids)
Biological process (GO): regulation of DNA-templated transcription
Cellular component (GO): nucleus
Molecular function (GO): DNA-binding transcription factor activity; sequence-specific DNA binding
Source: RefSeq, a predicted model, not a curated record
AUAUAAUACCAACGCUUAAAAAAUCAUCGAUUUGUUGUUUCCAUUCUCCUAGAGAUCAAAUGAAUUUGAGGCUGCAAAGGUGCCUUAGAGCAAUCAAGGGGGCUCCAUAACCCAUGGAAAGAAGCGUAUAUGCUGCAAGCGGGAAGCACUUCUUGCAGCAAUACCCCAACCAGCACAUCUAUGGUCAGCUAGACAUGCAUGGCACCAAUCAGCCCCAAACCAGCCACACAUCGACUAGCCUGUCGACAUCAGAUUCUGGGGAGCCGGGUGUCGACGGGAAGUGGGCGUCGAGGCUUCUGCGGGAGUGCGCGAGAGCCAUCUCCAACAAGGACUCCGGCAAGAUCCACCACCUUCUAUGGAUGUUAAAUGAGCUCGCCUCGCCCUACGGUGAAUGUGAUCAAAAGUUAGCUUCUUAUUUCUUGCAAGCUCUCUUCUGCAAGGCUACACAAUCCGGGCUUCGAUGUUUCAAAACCCUGACUUCAGUUGCCGAGAAGAGCCACUCCUUUGAUUCGGCUAGGAAGUUGAUACUAAAGUUCCAAGAGGUAAGUCCAUGGACGACUUUUGGUCAUGUUGCAUCAAAUGGGGCUAUCUUGGAAGCCUUUGAAGGAGAGAGCAAACUUCACAUAAUUGACAUAAGCAACACUCUUUGCACUCAAUGGCCUACUUUGUUGGAAGCUUUGGCAACACGAAACGAUGAGACACCGCGAUUGAAGCUCACCGUGGUGGUCUCCGAGAGCAUAGUGAGAUCAGUCAUGAAGGAGAUAUCACAAAGAAUGGAGAAGUUUGCAAGGCUAAUGGGAGUGCCUUUCGAAUUUAAUGUGAUUAGUGGGCUAAACAACUUGGGAGAGCUCACAAAAGAGGGACUAGGGGUUCAAGAUGAUGAAGCAGUAGCAGUGAAUUGCAUUGGAGCAUUGAGAAAGGCCGAAGUGGAGGAAAGGGGAGCUGUGAUUCGGAUGUUUCAAUCCCUCCGCCCUCGAGUUGUGACAGUUGUUGAAGAGGAAGCCGAUCUUUCAAGCUCUAGAAAUGACUUUGUCAAGUGCUUCGAAGAAUGCCUUAGGUUCUACACAUUGUAUUUUGAGAUGUUGGAAGAAAGCUUUGUCCCAACUAGCAAUGAGAGAUUGAUGUUGGAGAGGGAAUGCUCAAGAAGCAUACUUAAGGUUUUGGCAUGUGAUGAUGAGAGCGGCGUGGGAGACUGCGAGACGAGGGAAAAAGGAUCCCAAUGGUGUGAGAGGCUCAAGGAGGCCUUCUCCCCUAUGGCAUUUAGCGACGAUGUGGUCGAUGAUGUUAAAGCCCUACUAAGGCGAUAUCGAGCGGGGUGGGGGCUUGUGGUGCCACAAGAAGAAGACUCAUCAUCAGGGAUCUAUUUGACAUGGAAGGAGGAACCAGUAGUAUGGGCUUCAGCUUGGAAACCCUAGCUAGCUAGACUUAAAUGGUUAGAUAUAUAUCAUCGAUCAAUAUAUAUAUAUAUAUAUAUAUUGCUUCCAAUGAAUUGUUCUUCCUUCCGAUAGCUAUGAACAUUGAUCAUAGCUUUUGAUGCAUAAGCCAUUUUUGUUUUUAUGGGACCAGCUUUUGCUAUGCUUUUAUGCAGGGAACUUUAUAUGCUACAAUAUCGAUCUCUUUGCUUU